This is a messenger RNA of Cyclospora cayetanensis, 3156 nucleotides long. RefSeq lists its product as uncharacterized. The transcript has 12 exons. The record is from RefSeq and is a predicted model, not a curated record. Lineage: Eukaryota; Apicomplexa; Conoidasida; Eucoccidiorida; Eimeriidae. Bases 1 to 3156 code for a protein of 1051 amino acids.
AUGAGGACCAUGCUAUCAAGAUUCUUGAGGCAAGCCCAGUUGGGCGUUCUUAAGCUUCUUGUGCCACACUUUUCCCUAAUUGCUAUUGCGUUGAUCUUGGAGCUGGUUCGGGGCAACCCAAUCCACAAGCAGAUAUUCCCUUUUAUAGGGAAGCCAUCUGAAUUUUCUCUAGAAAGGCUGGAUAAAGGUCUUUUAGCCUCCGUUGGUCACGAUGAAAGUGUUUCGCUACUCGAGGCCCGAGUUGGGGAGGCAGCAGAGCCGCAAAAUAAUGGAGUAAGCGAGGGGCCAGAACAACAUGAAACGCAAACGCAUUCAGUGAAUGGAAGCUGCGAAGACAUUUUCAAGAAAUUCGAAGAAGAUUUCAACGCCAACAAACAUCAGUUCAAUACCAUGCUUGAGACUAUGAAGAAUGACCAUAGUCUGGAGGAGAAAAGCUGCCUAAAGACGGUUGUUCAUCCAGAAGGUUCUUUUCUUAAUGAUCCUGAGUUAUCAACUGUGAAAAGCUCUGUAGAGCUCCAUUUUGGAGCAAUCUGGAUGUGGGACAAAAUCGCACGCAUUCUUCUCAAGAGCCGUAUCCCUCCCCCUCUAGGCAUCGGUGAUACAGUCAAACUACUUCAAGACGGCUCCACGAUUAUGAUGCGUGGGGAAUACACUGUUACCGGUGUUCAAAAUGACGAAGUUUCCAUAGAAAAGGAAGGAGAGCGGCUUACUGUCCCACGCGACCGCCUAAUUCUCACGAUACAAGACAGACAUGUUAUGAUAGCAGACAAAGUACUGCGCAAUGAGAUUAAGAACUUGAAUGAGGAUGACCCCAGUCUAUUGGAGGAUAUGGAGGAGGUGUUUAGGUUGGCAGGAAUCACGGAGGCAUUUCGAAAAACUCAACGAACCAACGAUCCUCGGCAUCUACAGAGUGCAAUGAGAGCCUCAGAGCUAUUUCACUGUACAGAACUACCUGGCAUCGAGGCCAGACAGAUUCAAAAACCUUCAAAAAGAAUAUACAAACCGGAUCCAUCAGAACUGAGCAGCAUUUACACCGCAAGAGCUGCAGUGCAAGCAUAUGAACUACUUCAGCUGAUUCGAGGUUAUACGGCUUUAGAGGGGUGCAGGCCGCUGACCCACAAGAGCCUCUACGGGACAGCGAACGAGCUUGUAUUCCGAAUGAUUGAAAAUGCUAGAUUUGAAGUUUUAGACAUGGAAGGCCAAGACAUUCUUUAUGCGGUCCUUGAAAACCAAUGUAGAACAACGGCCGCCUUUACCUUUCCAGGAAAUCGGCCAGAGUGGACCACAGUCAUUCCGAAGUGCUUGAAAGUAUGGGAGCAAGCGAGACGUGACUGGUCCCAGUUAGGGCAAGUCGCCCCUGGAUACUUGGAGGGAUGUGAUGAACGUUGCAUGAAAAAAGUACUGGGACGCAACUUCUGGUUUGAUAAGAGCAGAGUUAAAAGGCGAAGCAUUGGAAAGGAUUUCAUUAUUGCUGGCGAUGCCCUACGCUUUGCAAUGUAUUACGCUGCUGAGACACUCCCCUAUCUUGACCUUGUAGGGGGUCAGACGUGGAGGCUGGGGCGCAUAUUCGACAACGUUGCACCAGUCCUUGCCGAUAUUGGAAAAGAAGCUGACCUGCUUCUAUGUCUAGGAGAUCUUCUAACCACAGAAGCUGGGCAGACAGUGCAGAGGGCACCUGGUAUGACUGGUUUUGGCCUACCCCAUCCGCAGCUUUUGGCGCUGUACACGGCAACCGACCUCCGGCAUCACGCGAGCAUCGCAGGGGGAAAUCUGAAAAACUCCAAAAAACUGCGCAAGGCUGCCAAAGGCUCAAUGAGUUUCACCGCAUUUUUUAAGGUACUUUCCUGUCAUAUUAAUGAUGAUGCUGAAGCCCUCCACAAAGUUUUUGGCCCCUUCGCAUCACUCGCUAUCCGUAUCGCUCUGUUCCUUCGCAUCGAGAUUGAGGAACAAGGACGUAGUGGGUGGAAAGACGCCGUUAAAGUUUUCUCUGUUGGUUCCUUUGAUAAAAAGCUAUAUCGGAAAGUUGUACAAAGAAUGACUCACAAUGCUGGAAAAUUCAUUACUAAGUUUAUGGAAGGAUUUGGAUACGAAAUCACGGGUAAAAUUCGGAAAAUAAAAAAAAGAAUCAAGGAGCUUUUCAAGCGGAAGCCUAAGGCGAACGCCGAGACGGCAAAGGUGCAACACAGUGUUGGGCACAGUUUUGCGAAACUCAUACUCCUAAUGUGGGUAAGUGGUUCCAAACACCAACUGACCUCUACGACCAAUAGAAGCGACACGUUCUACAACGCCAGGCUAUAUCAAGCUCUAACAAUCCUAAACCAUGGCGUAGACCCAAUGGAGCUUAUUACAAAAGAUAUAAAGCAUGAGUGUAAACGUACCAAAAAUGUGGCCCACAAAUACUGGGCUCUACUCCGCAAAAGCUCCACGAUUUCGCGUCUCGCCGAUGAGCUAGGUGCAGCCAUGGCCUACGGAUUCCUACAUGGCCAGUCCUACUCCAAGCUUUCCGAUGCAGGGCGCUCCCUGGGUCCAGCCUGCAGAGGGCAAACAUCGCUUGAUCUCCUUCAAAAUGACGCCGAAUACCUCCAAAUUGUACAGCUCUAUCAAUGCAUGGAGCUGCAGCGUCAAGCGGUCGCAGUUUUAAAAUUAGCACUUGGGAAGAUCAGAAUGCCACCAGCGGAUAUUAUACGUAGGCUAUUCUCUUUCCUUAAGCAGAUUCGGGCAAUCCGCAAAGAGGGUGCUAAGGGUCUCUUCGAGGCAUACUUGAGAUGGGUGAAAGAAGGUGAAGCAUCAACAGAAGUGAACAAGUGGAAUGACAGCAUCGAAAUGUUUGAAUGCUCAUGGCACUCGUCACAGAGCGAACAAGAUGCCAUGGUCCCUAAACCUAACAAAAGUGAUGAGGAGGCUCCUGUCUCGGACCUUGCAUUACAGGAUGUUGGAACAUGCGCUGGUAAAGCCUCAACAUACCUGCAGGCAGCUUUUUCUAGCCAUGUUCACUACUCAGCCACACUGUUGAAACUUUUCGUUCGUGCUAUAUACUGUGCUGUGCUCGUUUCAUAUGGUAUUUCCUUUGCAGCAACCGCGAAUGCAGAGCUGGACCUACAACAAGGUCAGGUGGACGCAGUAUCCAGUAGCAUUCUACAUUCCACCAUGCUGUGA